CCGCUCCGCUCGGCCGUGGAAUGGAAACGGCGGCCGGCAAGGCUCGAUCCUGUAGCUUGUUUUGAACCAACGUUCUCAAUGCGAACAAUAAUUUGAUAAAUAUUUGUUUAAGUAAAUGGUCUGACACAAAAAAGUAUUAUUCAUCAUGGAGAAAACUAAUGCUAAAGCGAAAUCUGCAGCACCGACUGUAGAUCAAAUCAAUGCUGACCAUAUCACAGAGUUGUCCAAUAAAUAUUGGGCGCCAUAUACCGAGUCAUCACUUCUUCCAUUUGAUCCUAAGGUUGUAGAAGACAUUUACACCAAAGAAAUACUUGGAUCGAAUUUUUCAGUACGGCGAACAAUGAUGCUCGAGUUCAGUCAGUGUCUAGAGAAUUUUUUGUGGCCCAACUAUAAGACAGGUGAGUCAUCUCAUGCUCACAUGAUGGCCAUUGUGAUCCUUCUCAAUGAAAAGUUUCGGGAGCGAGUGCCAGUUUGGGAGGCUUUUAAGAAAAGGCCAACACAUUUUCCUGGUUUUUUCCAACAAGUUCUGGAGGCUUGUCUGAUAGACACUGAUCCUGGACGUCUGAAAGAGCAACUUAAAGAACAGACUGCUUUACUGGUUUUUCUUAACCACUGUUUUAACAGCAUGGAAGUUGAUCUAAUCCGUGAGCAAGUCAGGAGGCUUGUUUCAUUAUCAAUGUGGAUUUCACUACAACAGGGCCGUCGUGAGCAAGAGCUAAAACUUGUCCCUAAAUGGCGAAAGUACUGGAAGGUGCUGCAGAAGAAAGAUUCUCCUGAACAGCGAGAAAAAUUGGAAUGGGAGCGUAAAUUUCUGCAUCGAUUGAUGUUGAAGUUUCUUGAUAUUCUUGAAAAAAUACCAGAGGAAGGAGGUGCUGUGUGCCCUCAGGUUCUCCGGUACUGUGAGCGAUUUAUGGAAUUUGUCAUUGACCUUGAAGCCCUACUUCCCACUCGUCGAUUCUUUAACACAGUCAUGGAUGACUGCCAUCUUGUUGUCAGAUGUCAGCUCUCAAACCUUGCAAAUCGCGCGGAUGGCAACCUCUUCAUGCAGCUGCUUGAGAUGUUGAAAUUUUAUGCCCGAUUUGAAAUUAAUGAUGAAACUGGGGAUCCAUUGACGGAUCAUGACAUGACUCAACUUCACUACUCCAAAAUUACAUCACUACAAAAAGCUGCCUUUUCUAAAUUCCCAGAUCUACGUAUGUUUGCUCUUGCAAAUGUUGCAAGUGUGGAUACUCGAGAUAGCCUUCUAGAGCAUUUUGGAUCCCUUAGCCUUGACAAAUUGAGAGCAAUAGCAACCUACCUAAACCUUGUACCACCAGAAGAAAGGCAGCAUAUUGAAGACUGGGUUCGGAUUGAUCAUGAGUUUAUUUUAGAAUUAUUGGUCUCUCGUCAUGAGAGAAGAGCAUCUCAGUUGGAACUACUCAAUGAAAUGCCAUUAUAUCCCACAGAAGAUAUAAUAUGGAAUGAAAAUAUUGUCCCAACAGAAUAUUUUAGUGGGGAGGGCUGUCUUGCACUACCCAAGUUGAAUCUGCAGUUCCUCACCCUGCAUGAUUAUCUCUUGAGAAAUUUUAACUUAUUUAGAUUAGAGUCAACAUACGAAAUUCGUCAGGAUAUUGAAGAUGCUGUUAGCAGGUUGAACCCUUGGAAAGCUGAAGAUGAUAGUGUUUACUUUGGCGGAUGGGCACGGAUGGCUCAGCCUAUUGUUAAUUUUGCUGUUGUAGAAGUGGCCAAACCAAAUAUUGGGGAGAAUCAUCCAUCCCGAGUUAGAGCAGACAUCACUGUUAACCUCAAUGUAAGACGAGAAAUAAAAAACGAGUGGGAGAAUCUUAGGAAACAUGAUGUUUGUUUCCUGAUUACUGUACGCCCAUCUGUUCCAAUUGGCACUCGUUACAAUUUUAGAGAGCCCUUUUUACCGCAAGUUGGAUUAGUUUAUGUAAGGGGAUGUGAAAUGGAGGGAAUGUUGGACUCCAAUGGUCGGGUUGUGGAGGAUGGACCUGAACCUAGACCAGACCUGCCUGGUGAUUCAAGAACAUUCCGUGUUUGGUUAGAUUGCAAUCAGUAUCGUAAUGAUAUGGAUAAUGUUGCUCAAAACGGUGCUGAGGAUGUGUACGAAACUUUUAACAUUCUUAUGAGAAGAAAGCCCAAAGAAAAUAAUUUCAAAGCAGUUCUAGAAACUAUAAGAAAUCUAAUGAACACAGAAUGUGUAGUUCCUGAUUGGUUGCAUGAUAUCAUCCUUGGGUACGGUGAUCCAAGUGCUGCUCAUUAUUCAAGAAUGCCCAAUGAGAUUGCUAAAAUGGAUUGGAAUGACACUUUCCUAGAUUUAGAUCAUUUAAGAGAUAGUUUUCCUUCCCAUGAAAUCAAAGUGAAAACUGAUGACCCUUCCAAGCUGACUCCACCAUUCAUACUAAACUUUGAAGAGGUGAUUGAAAAACACUGUGCCAGAAGUGAAGAUAGGGAGCCAGUGUUAGACCAAAAACAAGCCAUAGUUGUUGAACCUCAUAUAAUUCCUAGCCGCGGCCCUUAUCUUUAUAAUGAGCCUAAAAGGAAUUCAAUCCGUUUCACUCCCACCCAAAUAGAAGCUAUUCGUGCUGGUAUGCAGCCAGGCUUAACUCUUGUUGUUGGACCACCUGGAACUGGUAAAACUGAUGUAGCAGUUCAAAUUAUCUCCAAUAUUUACCACAAUUUUCCUGCUCAACGAACUCUUAUUGUCACUCAUUCUAACCAAGCCUUGAAUCAGCUGUUUGAAAAAAUUAUGGCUUUGGAUGUUGAUGAAAGACAUUUACUUCGUCUUGGUCAUGGUGAGGAAGCUCUUGAGACUGAAAAAGAUUUCAGCAGAUAUGGUCGAGUGAAUUACGUGCUUGCAAAACGCUUAGAACUGCUUCAAGAUGUGCAGCGUCUUCAAGAUUCCCUGGGGGUCCAAGGAGACCAGGCCUACACCUGUGAGACUGCUGGUCACUUUUUCCUUUACCAGGUCUUGGCAAGAUAUGAACGCUUUUUAGCUAGUGUGAAACGUGUUGGCAAGAAGGCUGCUCCUUUAUCCAUUAUUGAUGAAGAAUUUCCAUUCCACAAGUUUUUUGAUGAUGCUCCUAAACCUCUGUUUAAGAAAAGAAGCUAUGAAGAAGAUAUGGAAAUUGCAGAUGGUUGUUUCCGGUACAUUGAAAAAAUAUUUACCCAACUUGAAGAGUUCAGAGCGUUUGAGUUACUCCGUAGUGGCCUGGAUAGAUCAAAGUAUCUUCUUGUUAGAGAGGCAAGGAUCAUUGCAAUGACUUGCACACAUGCUGCACUUAAACGCAGUGAACUUGUUAACUUAGGUUUUAAGUAUGACAACAUUCUUAUGGAAGAGUCAGCCCAAAUCCUAGAAAUUGAAACAUUUAUUCCUCUUCUACUACAAACACCCCAAGAUGGGUAUUCAAGGCUGAAGAGGUGGAUAAUGAUUGGUGAUCACCAUCAGUUGCCUCCCGUCAUUAAAAAUAUGGCAUUCCAAAAAUAUUCUAAUAUGGAACAGUCAUUGUUUACCAGAAUUGUAAGGUUGGGUGUUCCAACUGUGGACCUUGAUGAACAAGGCAGAGCAAGACCAAGUAUCUGCAACCUGUACAAUUGGCGUUACAAAAAGCUUGGUAAUCUACGCCAUGUUCAGACAUGGCCUGAAUAUUGUGUUGCCAAUCCAGGCUUUCAUUAUGAUUUCCAGCUUAUUAAUGUUGAGGACUUUAAUGGAGUUGGUGAAUCAGAGCCAAGUCCAAACUUUUAUCAGAACCUUGCUGAAGCCGAGUACUGUGUGGCAGUGUUUAUGUAUAUGCGUCUCCUUGGAUAUCCAGCUGAAAAAAUAUCAAUUUUAACCACCUACAAUGGACAAAAGCAUCUCAUUCGUGAUGUUGUGAACAUCAGAUGUGCUAAGAAUCCCUUGAUUGGAAUGCCCCACAAGAUAACUACAGUUGAUAAAUACCAAGGACAACAAAACGAUUACAUUCUUUUGUCCUUGGUAAGAACAAAAACUGUGGGUCAUUUGCGGGAUGUUAGACGUCUAGUGGUUGCUAUGUCACGUGCUCGGCUAGGGCUCUAUGUGUUUGCUAGAGUGUCCUUAUUUAAAAAUUGCUUUGAACUUACUCCAGCCUUCCAUCAGCUAAUGGAGAGGCCAUUGAAUCUUCACUUAGCUGUGGAUGAGAGUUACCCAUCACAACGUCCUGUUGACAAGACGCCUGAUAAUCCUCCCAUGGAAGUUCAAGAUAUGCCCCAAAUGGCUCAGUUUGUUUAUGACUUCUACAUUGAAAAAGUUCAGGCCAUGAAGUCUGCAUUCUAUGGAGCACAGAAAGUUUGGGAGAAGCCAGGAAAUGUGACUUCAAGCGUUCCAGAGAGGAAUGUUCCAGAGCAUCCAGGAGGAGAUAGAGACACUGAUGAUGAGGAAGAUGAGGAGGAAACAAAACCACUAAAGCAAAGGAAGGCUUUGCCUGCACAAAAAGAGGUUGUUCCCAUAUUGGAUGAAACAAUUGAUGAGGAACAGAGUGAACAAAGAAGUUCAGAAACAAUGGAUACCGAUGAAGGAAGAACUGAACAUGAUGAAGAAAGAACAGAACCGGAUGAAGCAAUGGUUUGUGAAAAUGGCUCUAAUGGAGACUAAAAUAUAAUUAUUAUGUAAGUUUAUUCUAGAAAAAGAAGCAUGUCACUUUUUAAUUUUUUGAAAGACACACCAGUAUUUUAAUGAAUGGUACUACUGUGUGCUAGGUUUGUAUUCCAAACUCUGCUGUAAAUAUAUUUUUGUAAAUAAAAGUUGACUGGUGAUAUGAAA
Frankliniella occidentalis (western flower thrips) is the source of this 4780-nucleotide messenger RNA. Its product is annotated as RNA helicase aquarius. Lineage: Eukaryota; Metazoa; Arthropoda; Insecta; Thysanoptera; Thripidae. Gene Ontology annotation, cellular component: catalytic step 2 spliceosome. The record is from RefSeq and is a predicted model, not a curated record. Gene Ontology annotation, biological process: mRNA splicing, via spliceosome. The transcript has 26 exons. Gene Ontology annotation, molecular function: mRNA binding; helicase activity. The coding region runs from base 146 to 4612 and encodes 1488 amino acids.